Trichoderma gamsii is the source of this 1524-nucleotide messenger RNA. RefSeq lists its product as hypothetical. Lineage: Eukaryota; Fungi; Ascomycota; Sordariomycetes; Hypocreales; Hypocreaceae. The transcript has 2 exons. The record is from RefSeq and is a predicted model, not a curated record. Bases 1 to 1524 code for a protein of 507 amino acids.
AUGCUCACCAUCAAGCAGCAAUCGACGACAUACGGCUACAAGUCCGUCCAUGAUUUGCCAACUCCGCCCUCCACCUCCCGACCCUCUCCUCCCUUGAACCACCAAGAUCCUUCUUUCAAACCGUAUCUUGUCUCUCAAAACAGCCCGGUCCAGCCCAUGUCUACUUCUCAUCGUGGUCUGCCUCCGCCGGCAGCCAUGACUCUACCCCCACAGCAGCCUUCCUCCGUUGGCCCUCCGCCGCCGCCGCCACAUCAUUCUCAACCACCUCCUCCACCACCGCUGGCACCGUCCUCCCACCAGGCGCAACAACCAUGGCCUUCACCUUCAGCUGGCCUGCCUCCGCCGCCGCAACAAUGGCAAGGAGCUGAAGAAUCUAUGAAGACUUGGCUUCAGGCCAAAACGGAAGAGGAGAAGACGAGGCAGGAAGAAGAGAAGACUAGACAAGAGACUUUACGUCUAGAGCAGAGGAGGAUUGAAAUGGAUAUUCUGCGAGCUUCUCUGAACGGCGGUAUCCCGCCUCCCAUUGUCCCUUUGGUCUUUGCUGGUAUGGGAAGCGGGGGAACGCUCCCCCAGGCCGCUCUUGAAUGGGCACAGCAGUUCAUGGCUCCGGCCCAAAGCCACCACCCCCAGCUACUUCCACCACAGAGGCCGCACUCGCCAGAUCACCCAAGAGAGCCCAUGGUUCCUGGUCAUGGAGUAGUGUAUGCCACUUCUCCAGCGCAGGUGACCCCAGUCCAGGGAACUGUCGGAUAUGCACAAUAUCCAGGUUCGCCAACGAGGCCAAGAGGGCAGACCGUCUCAGGUGUUAUUGGACGACCGAUGGGAGUGGUAUCAAGCACGGCAGGCAUGGGAAAUCCUCCUCAACCCCCAGGACAAGGACCGCCUCCCGUGAUGCCACCUUAUCAAGCUCAUCAAGGGCAUUCGCACACGCCGUCACAGUCAUCUCAGCACGAUACGAGCCCAUCAAUCUACUUUCAUCACUGGCAGCCGCCGGCAACGCAGAGCGGGAGCAGCUCGAACCGGCCGGGAUCACCCUCUGGGGAGGCUCAGAAAAAGCGAAAAACGACUGGAGGAAUGUCUCAGCAGGUACCAAGAGCUCCAAGCGAAGACCGAUUCCGAUCGCCUCCACCCUUUGCGCAAGCCAGCUCUUCCAAUCCCGCAUCACCCAGCCGAAGGUCGCAUAAACGUCAACGGAGCGACGUAUCAUGGUAUCGGCCCUCAAAUCAGAUGUAUAGCGAAGAUCCAGAUCGACCCCGAGCAAGAACCCCAACGCAAGCUCCUUCAUGGGGCCCCACGCCACGAGAGAGAGAGGAAUCAAGAAGCGCAAAACAAUCAGUUUCCUCGCUGCUAUCCCGCGAGCCUGACGACUCUGGCGGACUGCCAAGGCAAGGUCCUCAACCACCACGGCUUGAGCCACCGGCGCCGAUGCCACGCGCCAGGGGGCCAGGAGACCAAAGACCUGGCGAGAGGGGUGGAGAGCUGCCUCUACCCCAAGGAGAAGCCGACCCGAGGUCUCGACCAUGA